Molecule: messenger RNA, 2709 nt
Organism: Malassezia pachydermatis
Lineage: Eukaryota; Fungi; Basidiomycota; Malasseziomycetes; Malasseziales; Malasseziaceae
Product: protein arginine n-methyltransferase
Exons: 1
Coding region: 1-2709 (902 amino acids)
Biological process (GO): regulation of DNA-templated transcription
Cellular component (GO): nucleus; cytosol
Source: RefSeq, a predicted model, not a curated record
AUGACAAACGAGUCUGAGGGCACGAAGCAGGCCCCUGCGCCUCGAGUGCCCGUCUGUUUGUAUGUACCGAACAAGGUAUUAGAUCCUAUCGCGUCAGGUGUGAGUCAAGCACGGCCAUUGCCUGUGCCGCCCGCUAGCGCGCCUAUUUCACCACCUACAUCUGCAUCGCACGUCACCGUUCGGCCCGACCUGCUAGGCGUUUCUAUGCCGACAGAUGAGGCAGACCUGGACAAGUUGCAAGAGGAAAACCUAACUACGGUAGAGCAGUGCAAAUUGAUGACGGAAGCAGGCAAUUAUGACGGUAUCGUUGUGGAAUUAGCAAACUUCCGCUGGCUGGACCGCUGGGAGAAAAUGUGUCUUCACACAGGCGUGCCCCAGGUAGAGGCAAAACCAGGCAUUCUUCCACGUAGUACAAGUCGCUCUGCACUGGCUACAGGAGGUGUUUCUUUGGACAUGCAGGUCCAGAGAGAAGCAGAACGAUGGCGCAAGAACCCCUCUUUCCUACGUUCAGAGCUGAACCUGACCAAGGCCAGUGAGGCAAAGGGUGUAACUGUGGUCAUUAGUCCAUGGAUUGAACUGGAUGCAGAGGAUGAGGGUGUGCGAUUUGACUCUGAGCUGGCAUUGCGGCAAGAAAUUGCUUACGCAGCCUACCUGGGCGUGGAACAUAUUGUGCUGCCCCCGCCUGGGAGUGAGCCAAGCCGUACGCCUUAUCUGGCUGAUUAUGCACGUGUAAUCAACUCUUGCUUGGUUGGCAUCGCUGGGGAGAUGCCACUUAUCCCUCCCACGAUGCGGGUAUCAAUUCGACUGCCCGUUAGCUCGCCGCAUUUGCUCAAUGACAUGCUCGCGCGACACUCGUUACGCUCGCCCAAUGGUCCUUUCUCUGUACCAGCUACGGCUUAUCUGCGAACCAAUGAUAAUUGGGCGUGGGAGACAUGGGACCAGAUUCAGACCCUGUGUUCCUACCACCCCCAGUUGCACGUUGCUUUGGAUUUGUCGAUGCCACUGCCGCCUACAUCGUCCAUUGAGCGGUGGUUAAGUGAACCGGUUUCUUUGUUAUGGCUUCCUGCAUCUUCAUUCCUGUCGAAUGCUCGUGGGUACCCAGUAUUAUCCAAGUCGGCACAGUCACUGGUCUUGCAACUCUUGCGCCAGUCGGUCAAAAUGGUACUAGUGAACAUCACAUCACCGCCUUCGAAUCAUACACAAGGUGGGCCAGAUGCAUACUUGCUGUACUUGCAACACCUGGCUAAGAAGCAGCCGUCACUGACUCAGAUGGAAGUCUAUGCACAGGGGUAUGGUGACCAUUUGCAGGCGCCUUUACAACCCAUGGCGCACCAGCUCGGUGCCAGCACGUACAAUGUAUUUGAAUCAGAUCCUGUGAAGUAUGACCUGUACGAGGAAGCUAUGUUCCAAGCGCUGUCGGACAUUCGUACACCCGGCUCGCCUGUACAGGUCUGGAUCGUGGGGGCAGGUCACGGCGCUUUGGUCACACGAUGUCUAACCGCAGCCAAAAGAGCGUCUCGUGUGGUGAUUAUUACGGCUGUGGAAAAGAACCCUGGUGCUUGUAUAGGCCUACAAGAGCGUCAAGUCCAUGAGUGGGGUACAGAACGUAUUCGUAUUCUGCAAGGCGAUAUGCGGACGUUGCCAAUCCCACAGAGCAAAUCAGAUUUAGCUGAUAUCGUGGUGAGCGAGCUAUUGGGCAGCUUUGGAGAUAACGAACUUGCACCAGAGUGCCUGGACGGUGCAAUGCGCUUCCUGAAGCCCAAUGGCAUUUCAAUUCCAAGCUCGUACACAUCCUAUUUGGCGCCUAUCACUACGCCCAAGCUGCAUGGCCAGUUGAAAGCGCAGCCCAAAUUGGGCUCUAUGCCGACAGGAGGAGGUGUAGGAAUGGGUACAACGCCUUCCGGUGCGGCUGUGUUUGAUUCACCGUUCGUGGUCUUUUUCCAAUCGAUGCGUAUCCUCUCGUCGACCGACGAAACGUUCAAAUGUGAACGUGUGCAGCCAUGUUGGUGUUUUGAGCAUAGACCUAUGGUCAACAGUGGUUUGGUGGUCAAUGAGCAUGGUGUGCCGAUGACAAACAGUCACAAUGUGCGCUCUGCUGUGCAUACGUUCUACAUCCCACACGCUGGCAUAUGCCAUGGCCUAGCAGGUUACUUUGAGGCGCAACUCUACAAGGAUGUAAAAUUGAGCAUUUUCCCUAACAAGGCGCGCGCCAGCAAGGAUAUGGUGAGUUGGUUCCCUAUGUUUUUCCCCUUCCGCGAGCCAUUGUAUGUGCCGGCCCGUUGUGAGAUGGAUGUUCAUAUGUGGCGACUCACGGAUGAACGGCGAGUAUGGUAUGAAUGGAGUGCGGAGGCCUAUUUGCGCUUAGAGGUAUCCAUGCCGCCCUCUGCUCCUACUUCCCUCAUGUCCCCCCCUCUUGGCGCGAUCAGCUCACCUGUACCUGCCUCUAUGACCUCAGCCGAUGAUUCACGACAAAUCUCGGCGUCAGAUAUAAUACCGUUCCGAAACGCACCCGACACGCCCAUGGCGCCAUCAACAGCCACGAUGGGGCCUCCAGCGACAGACCCAGAUACGUCCGCAUCGUCGCUGGGCAGGGGCGUGGCCGCUAUCGCAUUGCCAACUAUCACUCCAACGGCCAACCGUGUGAAGAUUGGGCAAACUGAACUCAUGAACGCGGGCGCUCGUGGAUCUUGGUUAUUGAUUUCGACGUAA